AUGGAAAAAUACACUUCCUUCGGCGGUGAAAAUGUGAACCCCGCUUAUGAGAAGUCCAUAGACGAGCCUCCUCUCUACGAGGAGACCUCCUUCUCAGGUACGACCGGGAACGGCUACCCAAAUGGAGACAGGACUGACUGCAGGAAGACUAGGCCCUCGGUCAUCAGCGCCUUCGGCCACAACACGCUGGACCGAGUGCCACGGAUCGACUUCUACCGCAACGCGGGCAGCGUCAGCGGGGUUCGUGCCGUGAGGCCCUCCCUGCAGGAGCUCCACGAUGUCUUCCAAAAGAAUGAUGUGGUGGCAACCCCCGAGACUGUUGGUGAGAUGGCAGAAAGUGAUGGGUCCCCCAAUGAUGAUGUGGAGUCCGUCGCUCCGGAGGAGAACACAGACGGAGUUGUUAAGUUUGGCUGGAUAAAGGGCGUGCUGGUACGAUGCAUGCUGAACAUCUGGGGAGUCAUGCUGUUCAUCCGCCUUUCAUGGGUGUUCGGUCAGGCUGGCAUCGGUCUGGGAAUCGUGGUCAUUAUUCUGAGUGUUGUGGUGACCACCGUCACUGGCCUUUCCAUGUCUGCCAUCUCUACCAACGGAGUCGUAAGAGGAGGGGGGGCCUACUACUUGAUCUCACGCAGCUUGGGACCCGAGUUUGGUGGCUCCAUUGGCCUGAUUUUCGCAUUUGCCAAUGCAGUGGCAGUAGCCAUGUAUGUGGUCGGGUUUGCAGAGACAGUGGUGGACAUUCUCAAGGAAAACGAUGCCAUCAUGGUGGAUAACGUUAACGACAUCCGAAUCAUUGGUUGCAUUACGGUGGUUUUGCUUCUGGGGAUCUCAGUUGCUGGGAUGGAGUGGGAGGCAAAGGCCCAGAUCGUCCUGCUGGUUAUACUUCUGGUGGCCAUUGUCAAUGUGUUUGUAGGGACAGUCAUCCCUGCCACUGAAGACAAGAAGUCCAAAGGCUUCUUCAAUUACCAUGCAUCCAUAUUUGCUGAAAACUUUACGCCAAACUUUCAAGAUGGAGAGACCUUUUUUUCUGUCUUUGCCAUCUUCUUCCCUGCGGCCACCGGUAUUCUGGCAGGAGCAAACAUCUCUGGGGACCUUAAGGAUGCUCAGGACGCAAUCCCAAAAGGAACUUUGCUGGCUAUCCUAAUCACCGCACUUACCUAUUUGGCUGUAGCCAUCUGUGUUGCGUCAACGGUUGUGCGGGAGGCAACUGGUAACACGAACGACACCAUUGCGGCUGGGGCGAGCUGCAAUUAUUCAGUUGCGUGCGAUUUUGGGUACGACUUCUCACCCUGCGCGAAAAGUGACUGCAAAUUCGGCAGUAUGAAUAACUUCCAGGUUAUGACCAUGGUGUCUGGUUUCGGGCCUCUCAUCACGGCUGGAACGUUCUCUGCGACUCUUUCUUCAGCCUUAGCCUCCCUUGUUAGUGCACCCAAGGUCUUCCAGGCGUUGUGCAAAGACAACAUCUACAAGGCGCUGCACUUCUUUGCCAAAGGACACGGCAGAAACAAUGAGCCUCUCCGUGGCUAUGUCCUCACCUUCAUCAUUGCAGUGGCCUUCAUUCUGAUAGCUGAACUCAACAUAAUAGCUCCCAUAAUUUCAAACUUCUUCUUGGCUUCCUACGCCCUCAUCAACUUCUCCUGCUUCCAUGCCUCCUAUGCAAAAUCACCAGGUUGGAGGCCUGCGUAUAGGUACUACAACAUGUGGCUGUCUCUGUUCGGAGCGGUGCUCUGCUGUGCUGUCAUGUUCGUCAUCAAUUGGUGGGCAGCCUUACUCACAUAUGGCAUCGAGAUCUUCCUCUACAUCUAUGUCACAGUGAAGAAACCAGAUGUAAACUGGGGUUCCUCUACUCAGGCAGUGACUUUUGUCAAUGCUGUGAACAACGCGCUUACGUUAACAGGAGUAGACGAGCACAUCAAGAAUUUCAGGCCACAGUGCAUAGUGCUGACUGGAGCACCGAAAACCAGACCAGCUCUGCUCGACAUUGCUCAUGCCUUCACCAAGAACUACGGUCUGUGCCUCACAUGCCAAGUUUUUGUGGGGCCGAGGACAGAGAAGAUUCAGGAGAUGAACGCAGACAUGGAGAUUCACCAGUCAUGGCUCAACAAGAAAAAACGUAAAGCGUUCUAUACUGCGGUGGCCAGCGAUAAUUUCAGGGAAGGAGUCCAGAGCCUCCUGAAAGCUUCGGGUCUUGGUCGACUCAGACCAAACACAGUGGUGAUAGGGUUCAAGAAAGACUGGAGGAGCGUGGACACAGCGGAUGUUCAAAACUACGUUGGUGUGCUGCAUGAUGCGUUUGACUUCGAGUACGGAGUAAUACUGCUGAGGAUCAGCCAGGGACUUGACAUCAUGCAUAUCCUGCAGGCAGAAGAGGAAAUGGAGAGACUGGCAUUAGAACAGCAGGCCUUGGAGGGCGUAGAAUUCCAGGAGCAAGGUGGUAAAGGCCUGUUUAGGAGGUCCAGGAACCCAUCUAAACAAACCCCUGAGAAAAAAAUGUCUGUGAACGUACCUCAGGCUCCUCAGGUGGCUAAGGUUAACCAGAGGUUGGUGGAGGCCAGCACUCAGUUCCAGAAGAAGCAGGCCAAAGGCACUAUUGAUGUGUGGUGGCUCUUCGAUGAUGGAGGCCUCACUCUCCUGAUCCCCUACAUCCUGACCACACGGAAGAAGUGGAAGGACUGCAAGAUGAGGGUCUUCAUCGCGGGGCAGGCCGACCGCAUCGAGCAGGACAAAGAGGAGAUGCAGGCCCUUCUGGCGAAAUUCAGGAUCAAAUGCAUUGACAUCAACGUCAUUGCUGACAUAAACAGUAAACCAAACUCAGAGAGCUGGAGGACAUUUGAGGACAUGAUCGCGCCAUUCCGCCUUCACGAGGGCACCAAAGAGACAGCCCAUGCCGAAACAUUGAGGAAGGACAACCCGUGGAAGAUUACCGACGCAGAGCUGGAGAUGUUUGAGGAGAAGACAUACCUCCAAGUCCGAAUAAACGAGCUGCUACAGGAGAACUCUAGAGCUGCUAACCUUAUCAUUGUGAGCAUGCCCAUUGCUAGGAAGGGAUCUGUCUCUGACCACCUCUACAUGGCCUGGCUGGACAUCCUCACAAAAAAUCUUCCACCUAUCAUGCUCGUAAGAGGAAAUCACAAGAGCGUACUGACCUUCUACUCUUAA
Megalops cyprinoides (Indo-Pacific tarpon) is the source of this 3153-nucleotide messenger RNA. RefSeq names its product solute carrier family 12 member 1 (gene slc12a1). Lineage: Eukaryota; Metazoa; Chordata; Actinopteri; Elopiformes; Megalopidae. Gene Ontology annotation, biological process: potassium ion import across plasma membrane; chloride ion homeostasis; cell volume homeostasis. The transcript has 27 exons. Gene Ontology annotation, molecular function: sodium:potassium:chloride symporter activity. Gene Ontology annotation, cellular component: membrane. The coding region runs from base 1 to 3153 and encodes 1050 amino acids. The record is from RefSeq and is a predicted model, not a curated record.